This is a messenger RNA of Anguilla anguilla (European eel), 1033 nucleotides long. Its product is annotated as E3 ubiquitin-protein ligase DTX3L-like. The record is from RefSeq and is a predicted model, not a curated record. Gene Ontology annotation, molecular function: metal ion binding. Bases 88 to 966 code for a protein of 292 amino acids. The transcript is spliced from 3 exons. Lineage: Eukaryota; Metazoa; Chordata; Actinopteri; Anguilliformes; Anguillidae. Gene Ontology annotation, biological process: Notch signaling pathway; protein ubiquitination.
UAUAUCUCCGGAUCUUUCUCACACACGUUCAGAGAAACUACAAUCCAUUCUGAACUAAAACUGGCAUCCGGCACACUGAGCAGCGAAAUGGCCGAGGCCAGUAUCUCGGUGGCUCAGAACGAGUUCGUCUGCGUGAUCUGUCUGGAUCUGCUGAAGGACCCGGUGACAAUUCCCUGCGGACACAGCUACUGCAUGGGCUGCAUUACGGACUGCUGGGAUCACACUGGCGUCCACCGCUGUCCACAGUGCAGAGAGUCCUUCAGCCCGAGGCCCGCUCUGGGCAGAAACACCAUGCUGGUCCAAGUGGUGGAGAAACUGAAGAAGACGGGACUCCAAGCUAACGUCUGCAAGGGUGAAAUGUCAAAGACCUCCCAGGGAGACAGAGCAGUGGGCAUUUACGAUGGCUUUACUGAGACCGGGGAGCCCUCAGAAGCCAGAGCCACAGCAGCUGAAGUGGAGACCUGUCCCCUCUGCAUGGAGCCCUUGCAGAAGAAGCAGAGGCUGAUAUGUACUCAUGCCUUCUGUGCAGCCUGUCUGGAGAGAUCUACAGAAAGACUGGGUCUCCAGUGUCCAGUGUGUCUAAAAGCACUAGGACUGCUGGGGGACCAGCCAGAGGGACAGAUGACAUGGAUAAGUGGGUUCGACAUUUUUAGAAAUAAAUACUUUAGGAUUAUAUACGAUAUUCCCAGUGGAACACAGACGGAGGCCCAUCCCAACCCAGGGAAGCCCUUUACUGGAAUCCGGACAGCAGCCCUUUUACCAAACACCCCAGAGGGCGAGGAGGUGCUCUACCUGCUGCGAAGAGCCUUUGACCAGAAGCUGGUUUUCACUGUGGCUGCAACCGGUGGAGCUGCAGACAGAGUCGUCUUCCGUGACAUCCCCCAUGCAACAUACGGCCUUAAAUGCAGACGACGUGGCUUCUUGCAGAAGGUGAAGGCAGCGCUCAAAGCCAAAGGCAUUCAAUGACUGGAUCUAAUUGUUCUAUAAAAACACGUCAUAUAAAAUGCUUUAAUAAAAGCUGAGAAUCUGCACU